This is a messenger RNA of Capronia coronata CBS 617.96, 831 nucleotides long. RefSeq lists its product as uncharacterized. The record is from RefSeq and is a predicted model, not a curated record. Gene Ontology annotation, molecular function: phosphatase activity. The transcript has a single exon. The coding region runs from base 1 to 831 and encodes 276 amino acids. Lineage: Eukaryota; Fungi; Ascomycota; Eurotiomycetes; Chaetothyriales; Herpotrichiellaceae.
AUGCCUUUCCCCGAGACACUGAACAAGAAGCCGCGGGUGAUUUUCUUCACCGACUUCGACGGCACGAUCACGCUCCAAGACACCAACGAUUUCAUCACGGACAACUACGGGAUGGGCUACGAGCAGCGGCGCCAACUGUUCCACGCGGUGAUCAACCACACCGACACGUUCCGCAACACGUUCCAGAAGAUGCUGGACUCGUGGCACAUGCCGUUCCCGCGCGUGCUGGAGAUCCUGCGCGACAACAUCACGCUGGACCCGUACUUCAAGGAGUUCAUGGAGUGGGCGCGCGCGCACGACGUGCCCGUCAUCGUGCUGAGCAGCGGCAUGAUCCCCGUGCUCGAGACGCUGCUGAAGCACCUGCUCGGCGAAGAGCUGAUGGCCGACAUUGAGAUCGUCGCCAACGAGACCCAGCUGCGCGCCCCGGGCAACUCGCUCGACGUCGCCGAUGGCUGGACCAUCAAGUUCCACGACGACUCCGGCUUCGGCCACGACAAGAGCCUGACCAUCCGUCCCUAUGCCGACGCCAUUGCCAAGAUGCCCCUCGACGAGCGGCCCACGCUGCUGUACGCCGGUGACGGCGUCAGCGACUUGAGUGCGGCCAGGGAGACGGAUCUGCUGUUCGCCCGUGCGGGCCAGGAUCUCGUCACGUGGUGCGAGAAGGAAGGCAUCCCCUUCACCACGUUCGAGAACUGGAAGACCAUCCUCGACGAAACAAAGGAUAUCUAUGAAGGUCGGAAGACGGUCAAGAAACUCGCCGAGGAGGGUCUGAGGCGGUUCCGAACCAAUUCCUUCGAGGAGAACUCGCGCCUUCGACCGACUGUGAAAUGA